AUGAACACAACCCAGUUGGACAACGAGACCUUGCAGAUGCUGAGCAGCGGUGCCUUGAGGGUCUGGCUCCCAGUCGUGUACUCCAUGGUGGUCUUGAUCAGCCUUCCGUGCAACGGGGUGUCCUUCUGGCUCCUGUGCUUCCACACUCGGCCCAAGACCCCGCUGACCAUCUUCUUGAUCAACCUGACCCUGGCCGACCUGCUGCUGGCCUUUUUCCUCCCCUUCCAGAUCGCCUACCACGUCAACCACAACCACUGGGUCUUCGGGAAGGGGCUGUGCACUUUUGUGACCACCGUCUUCUAUGCCAACAUGUACUGCUCCAUCCUGACCAUGACCUGCAUCAGCGUUGAGCGGUACGUGGGGGUGCUGUAUCCAAUAAGGUACGCUGCCUGGAGGGACAAUAGGUAUGCGGUGGCAAUUUGUGUGGUAAUGUGGGCUAUAACCUUGAUCAUACUCCUCCCCCUGGAGUAUAGCGACUUGACAUUCCGGGUCGAGGAACUCGGGAUUACCACUUGCUUUGACGUUCUCAAGAGAAGCGUGUUUUCCGACAAGGGUUCCUGGGGCAUCUUCAUCUUCAGCAUCAUCACUUUCCUUUUCUUCAUCCCUUUCACCAUUACCGUGCUUUGCUACACACGCCUGAUCGUCAGGCUGUGCCGAAGAGAGCCCAAGGCCAGGGGUUCGGGGCAGAAGGGCCGAGCAGUCUGCCUGGCCACCCUGGUGGUCCUAGUCUUUGUGGUGUGUUUUACCCCCAGCAACAUCACCCUCCUCUUCCACAUCAUCCUGAGGUUGCUGUACGGCCGAGGCUGCUACGAGGCCUACAAGGUCACCCUGUCCCUCAGCUGCCUCAACAGCUGCCUAGAUCCGUUCAUCUUCUGCUUCGCCUCCAAGCAGUUCAGCAGUCACCUGCGGCAGCUGUUGGGUGGCUGGCGAUCUCGUGGUCCCAGAGACUCAAUUGAGCUCCAAGGCCUGGGGAAUUUUGCUGCCGGGAAGAUACGUUGAGCCUGACUGGACUCUGCAGAUCAGAGAAUCCUACAGCACAGAAGGAGGCCAUUCAGCCCAUGGU
Messenger RNA from Callorhinchus milii (elephant shark), 1063 nucleotides. RefSeq names its product P2Y purinoceptor 8-like. Gene Ontology annotation, molecular function: G protein-coupled receptor activity. Bases 1 to 999 code for a protein of 332 amino acids. The record is from RefSeq and is a predicted model, not a curated record. Gene Ontology annotation, cellular component: membrane. The transcript has a single exon. NCBI's taxonomy places the organism in Eukaryota, Metazoa, Chordata, Chondrichthyes, Chimaeriformes, Callorhinchidae. Gene Ontology annotation, biological process: phospholipase C-activating G protein-coupled receptor signaling pathway; positive regulation of Rho protein signal transduction.